Messenger RNA from Bolinopsis microptera, 2856 nucleotides. RefSeq lists its product as uncharacterized. Bases 261 to 1988 code for a protein of 575 amino acids. Lineage: Eukaryota; Metazoa; Ctenophora; Tentaculata; Lobata; Bolinopsidae. The record is from RefSeq and is a predicted model, not a curated record. The transcript has 14 exons.
UGAAUAAUAUUCAGACCGUGUUUAAAGUCGGCAGGCUGAUUUGCUUAAUAUACGUAGUGCAAUACGCAUUACGCAUAAUCUGUUAUCUAGAAAUUUUACGGCUCUCUCCUACAGUAUUGUAUUUUACGCGUCAUAUUGUUUUUUUCGAAUUAUCUAUAUCGGCAACGCUGCAGUUUUUUUAUAUUUCCAGUAUUUUUUCGCAUGUACAUUUGAAUUGGUCUGCUUCUAAGUCUGAGCUUUGUGGUUAGAAAUUGUACAGAAUGGUUGCAGUCAACAGGAAAGACGGUGGAAUGUUGGAGUUAGCUGAUACGACUGCCAACGGGAAGAAUGAUGAAGAAAGUAAAAGGAAGAAGGCUAAACUACUCAAGAAGCUAAAGGAACAGGAAGGCUUAGCUAAUGCCAAUAACGCGGUGAUGGUCCGUGAUAGGAGACGGCCAAGAAAAAGCAUCAAAGAAAUGAGUGUCCUAAAUAAAAGGAGGCGAGUUAUAAAAAAUACUGCGAGAAAGGAAAUUGCUCAGCAGAAAGCUACAUUGGAGAGCAUGCGUCACAUUGAGCUAAAGCGUUACUCUUUGGAGGCCAGGGAGUUGGAGCUGUUUGUAGAGAGAGUUCAGAAGGUUAAAGAAAACAAGCGCCUCACAAUGCUGUUCGCAAAAUUCAAAGUAGAGGACUCAGAUGAUAGUGACAAUGCUAGUGCAGUUGGAGGGAGGAACGACAACAAGUCAGCUUCUAACACUUCAAAUCAGGAUGGGGACCAAGCCUCAGAUACUACCUCCGGGGACAAGAAGACAGAGAGCAUGAAUAACCUGUUAGAUGAGCUUAAUAAUAUGUCUAAUAUGAUAGACUUUGAGAAGAACCCCCAGUGGAAAUAUAUCAUGCAGGGACAGAACAAGGAACCAGUGAAGAAGGAGACCAGUGAGCAAGGUUCCCCAGAGCCAGUCAGUGAAAAGAAAAGUCCUGUGUUGUUCGGGAGUAGGUUUAAAAGGGGUCAGGCUUUGGAGGCCCCUGCGGAGCUGCAGACCAUCAAUAGGUUUCCCAGCAUCGGAAACGGCAAGAUAACCUCUAAAGACGACAGUGAACUGAAAGGGUACGGAGGAGCAGGUAGUGUGAGGAGGUGUGCCAGUCAACCUGUUAUCACAAACAACUCCUCCCCUGGCAACAAACCUAGACAGAGGAGGAUCUCUUAUGAUGUCAUACCCAGUAUGCCAACACUCUACAGUGAUGUGGAACUCAGUACUAGAGACAACACUGUGGAACAAAUUGACAGCAGAGCUGAAUCGUUCAUGGAGGAGUCUAUUAGACCCAAGCCGCCUUACCAUACGAACUGGAGAGAACGUGAGAAGAGGGGUGACUCCCUUUACUCCCCUGUAGCUCUCUCACCCAUACAGAGUGGUCUCUUUAGUCCUGACUUCAUCAUGGACGAGGACGAACUCACUGCUAACUACAGGAAGAAGAUCAACCCUAAAAAGUUCCAACAGGGGCUUGCCAGCAGUGCAGGAGAUAUGGAGUUCAGUCAGGCUAUGACCAAGAUGCCUUCUAAACAGAACAAGCAGGUCGCUUACACUGGAACUGAAUCAAUUAUCGAGAUGCAGCUGAACUCGAAGACGAAGCACAUUGCUGACAAGGUUUCUAAGGUGAGAGCAGAGACGAUAAGACCAACUAAGAAAGCUAAGGAUCAAGGAGCUAAGAACAUAGCUCAGAUAAUCCAUCAAAGUGGCGAGGGUACUAGGUUUAUUGAAGAGUUGAAAAUCCUACGGUCGUUUGCAUCACUUUGCAACUGCAAAUAUCUUCGAACAGAUCCCGAGCGAUUGGAUGAAAGACGAAAUGCUUAUAUUGAGACUCUUAUGGAUAACGUAUCCAAACGUGUUCAAAUUAGAAACAAAUGGAAGAUGGGUAUGCGAAGUUUCAAACUACCAAGUCAGGGUGCAGCCCUACCUCAACCAGUCGGUAUUUCCCUUCCCAUCAUAUCACAGGGAGGACAGGGAGAAUGAGAGGACAAUUAUCCGACAAUCUUAGAUAUCAAUGUAGUGCUUUAUCGAAAGAUGAUACUUUUGAAGUUUCAUGAGUUUAGUCAGAGGAAGCAGGUUUCGAGUGAUUCUUUUUUAAAGACCGUGUGAUCAGCUUUUAGUUGAGGAAAAUAAUGUCUCGAUUGAAAAUAAUUGAAAACACAGGCCAAAAAUCAUGGAUAAUGCCAUGCAGACGAGUUGCACUAACAGAGUGGAAACAUUUGGACCAGCACGUAGCAUUGUUUAACCUUUUUCACUACGGUUGUUGCUCUAAAAUUCUGCAAUCAUUAUCUCGUUGGAAAUCUACCUGUUUGUGAGCGUUUUUGUAUCAAAAAUGGGAAACGGAAUUGUUAAAACCGUUUUACAUCGUUGAGUCACUGUUUUGGUGUCGAUGCAAGAACCAGAUAACUGAAUGAACCUAAGUUAUACCAUGGUCAUCUUGACGGAACUGAAGCGUGGGAAUUUUCUGAUAAAGAAUGCGAUAUUGAAGACAGUUAUUCAAUUAUUUGAAGUUGAAUGUUUUUUGCGAAACAAACCGAAAAAAACAAUCGUUCGACUAUAUACCAUGAUCAUUGAUCCUGUCAUCAUAAACGUCUGAAUUAAUUUAAUAAUAUGAAGACUUAUCUUGGCUGUCUGGCUGAAGAUUUAAGAGCUAGAGUUUUUAUUAUACUUCUUGUAAAAUCUUUCAUCAAUUUAAAUAUCAAGUUCAAAUGGCUGACACCUUGAUGAUGAUCGUAUCAUGAACUGAAUGUAAUUACAAUAUAACUGUCGAUAGUUUUAAAACCGUGUGGUCGCUUUGAAGAAUGUUUUUAAUAAUUGUAGUUUGUGAAUACAAAUGAUAGAUCAAUCCCAA